AACAAAGUGUGUUCUUAAAUUAUCUUCUCUGAUAACCAAAAAAGCCCUAUUUUCCGAGAUGAAUACCCUAGAAGAAGUAGAUGAAUCCACUCAUAUCUUCAACGCUUUGAUGAGUCUAAUGAGGAAAUUUUUGUUCAGAGUUCUAUGCGUCGGUCCAAUCCCUACUAACAUUUCAUUCAUCAUGGAUGGAAACCGCAGGUUCGCUAAGAAACACAAUCUUAUAGGCCUAGAUGCAGGACAUAGAGCUGGUUUCAUAUCCGUGAAAUAUAUUCUUCAAUACUGCAAAGAGAUUGGUGUACCGUACGUCACACUCCACGCGUUUGGUAUGGAUAAUUUCAAGAGAGGACCUGAAGAAGUCAAGUGUGUGAUGGAUCUAAUGCUUGAGAAAGUCGAGCUCGCGAUCGAUCAAGCUGUAUCAGGGAAUAUGAACGGCGUGAGAAUAAUCUUUGCCGGUGAUUUGGAUUCGUUAAACGAGCAUUUUAGAGCUGCGACAAAGAAACUGAUGGAGCUUACGGAGGAGAAUAGAGAUCUGAUUGUGGUGGUUUGCGUUGCUUACAGCACAAGUCUCGAGAUUGUUCACGCUGUUCGAAAAUCUUGUGUUAGAAAAUGUACGAAUGGAGAUGAUCUUGUACUUUUGGAGUUGAGUGAUGUUGAAGAGUGUAUGUAUACAUCGAUUGUGCCGGUUCCGGAUCUUGUGAUAAGAACCGGAGGAGGAGAUCGGCUGAGUAACUUCAUGACGUGGCAAACUUCGAGGUCUCUUCUUCACAGAACGGAGGCUCUUUGGCCGGAGUUAGGGCUCUGGCAUUUGGUUUGGGCAAUUCUUAAAUUCCAAAGAAUGCAAGAUUACUUGACGAAGAAGAAAAAGCUCGAUUAGAUAGUUUCUAAAGUUAAACCCUGCAGGAAAGAACUUUUAACUCUUUAUUACGUUUAAUUUACGUGUUUCUAUGACUGGAAACGAGAAAGCUCACAAGCAAAUCUUUUUUAUUAUGUAUUGGAUCCGUAUAACAAACACGAAUAUACAAAACAUCG
This is a messenger RNA of Arabidopsis thaliana (thale cress), 1029 nucleotides long. RefSeq names its product Undecaprenyl pyrophosphate synthetase family protein (gene cPT8). Lineage: Eukaryota; Viridiplantae; Streptophyta; Magnoliopsida; Brassicales; Brassicaceae. The record is from RefSeq and is marked reviewed. Gene Ontology annotation, molecular function: transferase activity, transferring alkyl or aryl (other than methyl) groups. The transcript has a single exon. Gene Ontology annotation, cellular component: cytoplasm; endoplasmic reticulum membrane. Bases 59 to 874 code for a protein of 271 amino acids.